CCAAAGCAGAACCCAUCCAUCUUAACUCCUCUAUUAAUACCCCUCCCACUCCUCAUCUAAGGCAAAUAGCCAUUCAUCCAUAUCUAUCCCUUUACAUACAUUUUAAGAGGAAGAGUGCUCUUCAUGAGAUUAUCUCUGGACGGUGGGUGAACAAAAGGAGAAACAAGAUUUUUGGUAGCUUUUGAUCAAAAAGUAUCUUCAUUAUGUGUAAUCCAGACACCAGCACUGCCCUUUUGACUGAUAAACCAACCCAGAAGCCGCAAACUCAUCUCUACUUGGAUCUCUUAUCAAUCUCCUCCACUAUUGGAUACCUCCAUAAUCUCAAAACAAAUCCACCUUCACCACCACCGAGAGAUAUAUACCCUUUCGUUUCAGACUUUAUCUCAGAAACUAAAUUACUCUUCAAACUCGCCUUCCCUAUAGUCCUAACCGCUCUCAUUCUCUAUUCUCGCUCCAUUCUCUCUAUGCUCUUCCUCGGUCAUCUUGGUGACCUCGAGCUUGCCGCUGGCUCUCUUGCUAUUGCCUUCGCUAACAUCACUGGUUACUCUGUUCUUUCAGGCCUAGCUCUGGGGAUGGAGCCUCUCUGCUCUCAGGCUUUUGGUGCUCAACGUCCAAAGCUCCUUUCUGUAACCCUUCAUCGCUCUGUGAUUUUCCUUCUAGUCUCAUCAAUUCCGAUUUCGCUUCUAUGGCUUAGCAUGUCCAAAAUCUUUCUAUAUCUUCACCAAGAUCCCAACAUCACACGUCUCGCUCACACUUAUUUGCUCUUCUCUCUCCCUGACCUUUUAACCAACUCUUUCGUCCACCCAAUUCGCAUUUACCUUCGCUCUCAAGGUAUUACCCACCCUUUAACUUUAGCAUCUCUCAUCGGCAGCAUUCUUCAUUUACCUAUUAACCUUUUGCUCGUCAAUCAUUUGAAGCUCGGUAUCUCAGGUGUCGCAGCCGCAGCCGCCGCCUCCAACUUCUUUGUGCUCUUGUCUUUAGUUUCUUACGUUUGGGUUUCUGGUUUGCACGAGCCAACGUGGACCAGGCCGAGCCGAGAAUGUUUCACUGGCUGGAAGCCGCUUAUCCGGCUAGCAGCGCCGAGCUGCGUAUCGGUUUGUCUGGAGUGGUGGUGGUACGAGAUCAUGAUCGUUUUGUGUGGGCUUUUAGCCAACCCCAAAUCAACGGUUGCUUCAAUGGGAAUCCUCAUACAAACGACGUCGUUGCUCUAUGUUUUCCCUAGUUCGCUCGGUUUCGCAGUGUCAACCCUGGUGGGUAACGAACUCGGGGCAAACCGUCCUCACAAGGCCAAAUUAUCCGCUGUGGUGGCGGUGUUUAUUGCAGCCAUGAUGGGCCUAACAGCUUCCGCUUUCGCAUCGGGUAUGAGGGAUAGUUGGGGCCGGAUGUUCACAAGAGAUGCGGAGAUCCUACGGCUUACAUCUGCUGCAAUGCCGAUCCUAGGGCUGUGCGAGCUAGGUAACUGUCCUCAAACAGUAGGAUGUGGGGUCCUGAGAGGCAGUGCACGCCCAUCCUACGCAGCUAACGUAAACCUCAGCGCAUUCUAUCUGGUGGGGAUGCCAGUGGCCAUUGGGCUCGGGUUUUGGCAAGGUGUUGGGCUUUGUGGGCUUUGGCUAGGGCUGUUAUCGGCUCAGGUGUGUUGUGCUGGGCUCAUGCUCUACGUUGUAGGGUCCACUCACUGGGAUUUGGAAGCUAGAAGAGCUCAAAUGCUAACGUGCAAUGGCUGUGAUAAUAGUAGGAGAUUACUAAGUGAUAAAGGCGAGGGAGAAGAAGAGCAGAGAUUAAUUUCCAUUACGGUGACUUCUCCCUGAUUUAGAACCUAAGUGCCUAAAAAUGUAGAAUUAAUUAUUACCCCUUUAGGUAUUUUUUUGCCCAUUUGGGUUAUUUUUGUGAAUUAUUGAUUUUUUUCUAUAAAUUUUUCAGAGAACUUUGUGUAAAGAA
Messenger RNA from Hevea brasiliensis (rubber tree), 1938 nucleotides. RefSeq names its product protein DETOXIFICATION 51. Gene Ontology annotation, molecular function: xenobiotic transmembrane transporter activity; antiporter activity. The transcript has a single exon. Gene Ontology annotation, cellular component: membrane. Gene Ontology annotation, biological process: xenobiotic detoxification by transmembrane export across the plasma membrane. Bases 204 to 1808 code for a protein of 534 amino acids. NCBI's taxonomy places the organism in Eukaryota, Viridiplantae, Streptophyta, Magnoliopsida, Malpighiales, Euphorbiaceae. The record is from RefSeq and is a predicted model, not a curated record.